Messenger RNA from Rosa rugosa (rugosa rose), 1167 nucleotides. RefSeq names its product cyclin-P3-1. The record is from RefSeq and is a predicted model, not a curated record. Gene Ontology annotation, molecular function: protein kinase binding. The transcript has 3 exons. Lineage: Eukaryota; Viridiplantae; Streptophyta; Magnoliopsida; Rosales; Rosaceae. Gene Ontology annotation, biological process: regulation of cyclin-dependent protein serine/threonine kinase activity. The coding region runs from base 287 to 931 and encodes 214 amino acids.
AUGGCUUGGAGCGCACAACCGACACCUUCUUUUAUUCUCAAGCUGAGGUAGAAAGAAAGAGUGACUGCAACUGUGGCAUUGCUAAUAAACAAACCAGAUCUCCCAUGUGAAGACAGAGUGAAUAAAGAGCAAGAAAGCAAAGGGCUUUCUUUGAUUCUCUAAGACCAUGAGAUAGCAUUGUGUGUGUUCAUUGCAUCUUCCUUGUUCUGCUCCGAGCUCAUUUUCAUGUAGACCAAGCAACAAGCACAGAAAACAGAGAUAUAGCUCAAUCUCUCUCUUGAAUAUUAUGGGAUCUUUGGGACUUGACAAUGAAAAUUUAGGAACAGAUGUUUACUUCUCUUUGGGGCUCAAACAAUCAGGCAAAGGAGCUAUGAAGUUUCCUCCCCGGGUUCUGUCACCGCUCUCUUCACUUCUUGAGAGAUCUGUUCAGAGCAAUGAGAUGCAUAUGGAGGCAGCAGAAAUCAAGGAAGUUACAAUAUUUCAUGGUUUAAGAGCACCCCCUUUGAGCAUUCGACAAUACAUUGAUCGCGUUUUUAAGUACUCUGGCUGUAGCCCUUCAUGUUUUGUUGUUGCCAAGAUCUAUGUGGAUAGAUAUCUUCAGUCAACACAAGUGCAUUUGACUUCUUUCAAUGUUCACCGACUUCUGAUAACAAGUGUGAUGCUGGCAGCAAAAUUUAUUGAUGAUGCAUUCUUUAACAAUGCAUACUAUGCCAAAGUGGGAGGAGUCACCACAGCAGAGUUGAAUAGGUUGGAGAUGAAGUUUUUGUUUAAUAUAGAUUUCAGACUUCAAGUUAGUAUAGACACAUUCAAGAAAUACUGUUCUCAGCUAGAAAAGGAAGAUGCAGUACACCAGAUUGAACGUUCAAUCCAAGCUUGUGGUGUCAAGGAGGAUGAGAUUGUCAUAUCCUCCUCUCAACGCAUGAUUACAUGAUUUUUCUUAAUUGCAAUUAGUUAGAAAGAAAUUUGAUUGUUUAGCGCGUGUGCCACGAAAAGCACUUCAAAGAACCAUUCUUUAGGUAUCAUUUCAAUUUGUGCAGAGUAAAGUUUCUCUCUUUUACUUUUUUCAAGGCUUGUAAGAACAGAUUGUUCAACUUUAUGGUAAAGGAAGCGUGAGCAGUGAGUCGUCCAUUGUUCUUGGUUGGAGGUACUGCUCAUUGUUAGUUUGCA